This is a messenger RNA of Striga asiatica, 990 nucleotides long. The record is from the annotation of a GenBank genome assembly. Lineage: Eukaryota; Viridiplantae; Streptophyta; Magnoliopsida; Lamiales; Orobanchaceae.
AUGGCGGCGGAGUGUUGUAGCGGGCGGCGGAGGAUAUGCAGGUACAAGCGGAAGGCGGCUGCGCGGCGAAGGUCCGGUGGCCGGAAUUUGGGCGUGAAAUGGACUGCCGGAACAUUGCCCCCGCCGCCUGCGAAGCGCUGGUCUGGUGUCAGUAGCUCCGACCGCCGUCAUCCUCUCUCCCUCUCCUACCUCGGUUCGAUCUCCACCUUCGACCAACUCAUCCUCCUCGAUCUCCGCCAUCACCGACAAUAUCUCCCGCUCACCAAAAUACAUGAAGCUCGUUGCUUCACCUGUGAGAUCCCGCCCGAGCUCCCAUCCCCAGGCAGCCUCAUUCGCCUCAAACUCUCCGACAACAACCUCUCUCUGCCGCCUGGUCCCCCCAAAACAUCCCUGGAUGUCUCGUCUCCUCACCGUCAAAAUCAGAUACAAUCAAAUCACCAAAAAAACCCCAAAUUCGUCGAUUUAAACCUAAAUUUUUGGGUUCACAGAGGUGAAGGCGGUGAAAAGGAUGAUAUACAGGACGAAUCGACGGCAGAAGCUCCGGCGACAAAUACGGUGGUCGGAUGGCGGAAUGGGGCCGCGACGGUGACGGCGGCGGCGGACGGAUGUCGCGAACGAGACGGCGGCGAUAAGUGUAGGUCUGCGAGCUCUCAGGGAAGACAAAACCGAGCCCAUCUGCUCCUACAUUGGCGAGGUCAGGCGGCGCGUGGUUGUCGGAGAAGGGCCGACGGGGUACUUCACGGCCGAAUUCACAUCGAACUGACAUUGACGGGACGGCGGCAAGUGGCGGACAGUAGAGGUUGUCGAGCUUGGUUUCAGAUCUCGUCCGAAGGAAGCAGUCCUCGAGAUCGGCGGCGGAGGAGGCGGCCUCGGCUGAGGCGGGUGACGUCGGUAAUUGGCAGCAGGCGGCAGGCGGCGGGAGGAUUGCCUGACGUUCGUGGAGUGAAAGGGAGCAACCUGACCCGGCCCGACCCGGGGAUGCGUGAGUAG